Messenger RNA from Benincasa hispida (wax gourd), 3483 nucleotides. Its product is annotated as HAESA-like 1. Gene Ontology annotation, molecular function: protein kinase activity; ATP binding; receptor serine/threonine kinase binding. NCBI's taxonomy places the organism in Eukaryota, Viridiplantae, Streptophyta, Magnoliopsida, Cucurbitales, Cucurbitaceae. The record is from RefSeq and is a predicted model, not a curated record. Gene Ontology annotation, biological process: protein phosphorylation.
AUGCUCUCUUCCAUGGCAGCUGUCGCUGGGUCUGAGCAGGAGGGGCUCUGAAACAAAGCUCUCAUCCUUUCUUCUUCCCUGAAAACUCCUCCUUCCCCCUUUCCCCUUUUUCCCUUCAUAUAUUCAUCUUCUUCCUCAAACCCUAAACCCUUCCAUUUCUACUCACGGAGAAGCACCAACAAUGCUUCUUAACCCCCUCUUCCUCCUCUUCUUUUUCUUCUUAAUCUUCCUCUCAAACCCUUCUCUUCUCUCCUUCUCUCUAACACAAGAAGGUCUCUAUCUUCACACCAUCAAGCUCUCUCUCGACGACCCAGAUUCCUCUCUCCGCUCAUGGAACGACCGCGACGACACUCCCUGUUCCUGGUUUGGCGUCUCUUGCGACCCUCAAACCAACUCCGUCCACUCUCUCGACCUCUCUAACACCAACAUCGCCGGCCCAUUUCCUUCCCUCCUUUGCCGUCUCCAGAAUCUCUCAUUCCUCUCCCUUUACAACAAUUCCAUCAACAUGUCCCUUCCCUCUGCUAUUUCCGACUGUACCAGUCUCCACUAUCUCGACCUCUCCCAGAAUCUCCUCACCGGCGCGCUUCCGAGCUCGAUUUCUGAUCUCCCCAACCUUCGUUACUUGGAUUUGACAGGGAAUAACUUCUCCGGCGACAUUCCGGAGAGUUUCGCCCGGUUUCGGAAGUUGGAAGUUCUGUCUCUUGUUUAUAAUCUUCUCGAUGGGCCUAUGCCGGCGUUUCUCGGCAACAUUACGUCGUUGAAGAUGUUGAACCUGUCUUAUAACCCGUUUGUGCCGAGCCGGAUCCCAUCGGAGUUUGGGAAUUUGACGAAUCUUGAGGUGCUCUGGUUGACUCAGUGUAAUUUGGUUGGGCAAAUUCCGGAGUCUCUUGGUCGGUUGAAGCGGCUUACUGACUUGGACUUGGCGUUGAAUAAUCUUGAUGGGCCGAUUCCGAAGUCGCUAAUGGAGUUGAGUAGUGUGGUUCAGAUUGAGUUGUAUAAUAACUCGUUAACGGGUGAGUUGCCUUCUGGGUUUUCGAAUCUGACUUCAUUACGACUGUUUGACGCUUCGAUGAAUGGUUUGACUGGGGUGAUUCCGAAUGAGUUGUGUCAAUUGCCGCUUGAGAGUCUCAAUCUCUAUGAGAACAAGUUUGAAGGGAAGUUACCGGAAAGCAUUGCCAACUCGCCGGGUUUGUACGAACUCAGACUGUUCAGUAACCGGCUCACUGGCGAGUUACCGCGAAAUCUUGGAAAGAACUCGCCGAUGAGAUGGAUGGAUGUUUCUAACAACCAGUUUUCGGGUGAAAUCCCGGGGAAUUUGUGUGAGAAGGGAGAGUUAGAGGAGCUUCUCAUGAUCAACAACCAGUUUUCCGGCGAGAUCCCGGCGAGUUUGGGUUCGUGCGAGAGUCUUACGAGGGUGCGAUUGGGUUAUAAUCAGUUUUCCGGCGAGGUACCGGCGGGAUUUUGGGGGCUCCCACAUGUGUAUCUGUUAGAACUGGUGAGUAACUCGCUUUCUGGGAAGAUUUCUGAUGCCAUUGCCACUGCUAAGAACCUUUCGAUUUUCAUUAUCUCUAAGAACAACUUUACUGGCACGUUACCGGCGGAGAUCGGACGGCUGGAAAAUCUUGUGAAGUUGCUAGCGACGGAUAACAAACUUACUGGAUCAUUACCAGGGAGUCUUGUGAAUCUUAGGCAUCUUUCGAGUUUAGAUCUUCGGAAUAAUGAACUCUCUGGGGAACUUCCCAGUGGAAUCAAAUCGUGGAAGAAUCUCAACGAACUCAAUUUAGCAAACAAUGGAUUCACCGGCGAAAUCCCUGAAGAAAUCGGAAACUUGCCUGUUCUUAAUUACCUUGAUCUGUCUGGAAAUCUGUUUUCUGGGGAUAUCCCUCUUGGGUUACAGAAUUUGAAACUCAAUCUUCUCAAUUUAUCUAACAAUCGCUUGUCAGGUGAGCUUCCUCCAUUUUUAGCUAAGGAAAUCUACAGAAAUAGCUUUUUGGGGAAUCCAGAUUUGUGUGGACAUUUUGAAAGUUUGUGCAACAGCAAAGGUGAAGCUAAAAGCCAAGGCUCUCUCUGGUUGUUGCGAUCCAUCUUUGUUCUUGCCGCUAUUGUGUUUAUCGUCGGUGUCAUCUGGUUUUACCUCAAAUACAGGAAGUUUAAGAUGGCAAAGAAAGAAAUGGAGAAGAGCAAAUGGACAUUGAUGUCCUUCCACAAGUUGGAUUUCAGUGAAUACGAGAUCUUGGAUUGUCUUGAUGAAGAUAACAUCAUAGGUAGUGGAUCUUCUGGUAAAGUUUACAAAGUUGUGCUUAACAAUGGUGAGGCUGUUGCAGUGAAGAAACUGUUUGGAGGGAUGAGGAAAGAAGGCGAAAAAGGCGAUAUCGAGAAGGGUCAAGUUCAAGACAAUGCCUUCGAAGCCGAAAUCGAUACUUUGGGAAAGAUUAGGCACAAAAACAUUGUGAAGUUAUGGUGCUGCUGUGUUACAAGAGACUACAAGCUUUUAGUCUAUGAAUAUAUGCCUAAUGGAAGCUUGGGAGAGUUGCUUCAUAGUAGUAAAAAAGGGCUGCUUGAUUGGCCUACUAGGUUUAAGAUAGCUUUAGAUGCCGCAGAAGGACUUUCUUAUCUUCAUCAUGAUUGCGUCCCUCCGAUCGUACAUCGAGACGUUAAGUCAAACAAUAUCUUGUUGGAUGGUGAUUUCGGAGCACGGUUAGCCGAUUUCGGUGUAGCUAAAGUCAUCGAUUCAACCGGGAAAGGACCUAAAUCCAUGUCAGUUAUCGCAGGAUCUUGCGGUUACAUUGCACCUGAGUAUGCUUAUACACUCCGAGUGAAUGAAAAAAGCGAUAUAUACAGUUUUGGCGUGGUGAUCCUCGAGCUAAUAACUGGGAGGCUCCCGAUCGAUCCAGAGUUUGGGGAGAAGGACUUGGUGAAAUGGGUGUGUUUCACAUUAGAUCAAGACGGGAUCGAUCAAGUGAUAGACCGGAAACUGGAUAGCUGUUUCAAGGAAGAAAUAUGCAGAGUCCUUAACAUUGGGCUGCUAUGCACCAGCCCUCUUCCCAUAAACAGGCCAUCGAUGAGAAAGGUGGUGAAAAUGCUGCAAGAAGUUGGGGCAGAGAAUCAAUUGAAAAGCAACAGUAAAGAUGGAAAGUUAACUCCAUACUAUUAUGAAGAUGCAUCAGAUCAGGGAAGUGUAGCUUAGAACAAAACACAGUUUGAUUGCAUAAAAGAAGAAAGCUUUCAGUUUAUACAAAAUUUUCUUUUAAGUUUUUCAACUCAACUCCAUAUUCCCGCUGGUUUGGUGUUCUUUUUAAAUGGAAAAGAAAGAAUUCAGGUGGAUGACUAUGAGAAGAUGCCAAAAAUAGCAGCAUUGUUGACAGCAAUUUAUAUGUAAAUUUGUUUGCUUUGCUGAUGAUAUUCAAACUGUUUAAUUGUUCUCUUUUUUUUUUUCUAACACUAAUGUAGUGUAAUUUUAUAUAUAUAUGUAGUUUAAGAAAA